Molecule: messenger RNA, 2335 nt
Organism: Patiria miniata (bat star)
Lineage: Eukaryota; Metazoa; Echinodermata; Asteroidea; Valvatida; Asterinidae
Product: tripartite motif-containing protein 2-like
Exons: 1
Coding region: 180-2102 (640 amino acids)
Biological process (GO): positive regulation of DNA-templated transcription
Cellular component (GO): chromatin; nucleoplasm
Molecular function (GO): protein binding; ubiquitin-protein transferase activity; zinc ion binding
Source: RefSeq, a predicted model, not a curated record
CAAAGUUGGUUACGGGUACUCGAUUCCAUAAUCUGGAACCGGUUCCUGAAAUUAACAGUUUGGUACUUGGGUACCCAGUUCCGAUGCACAGCUGUAUGGGGCAAUCACCUGUUUGUUAUAAUUUUGAACUUUUUCAGAUACAGAGGUUUGUUAUGUUUUGAUUAGGUCACACUUGAAAUAUGGCGGAAGCUGCAGCCAAAACUGUGUGGAAGAUCAGCCAGGGGCAUCUGGAAUGUCCCCUCUGUUGCUGUCUUUUCAAGGAUCCCAAGAUGCUGGACUGUCUGCACAGCUUCUGCCUGAAGUGCCUGGAAGAGAUGACGAGCAAACGGUGGCCAGAGGCAGAGAAGCUUACAUGUCCAGUCUUCAGGAGAGAGAUGCAAUUUCCUGAUGGAGGAUUGCAAAGUCUAGCUUCGUCGUUCUUUCUUAGUUCUCUUGUCGAUGAGGUCAAACAACAGCAGGAGGUAUUAGGAGAAGCAUCGGCACCUACCGCCACAUGUGACUGCGGAGAGGGCAAGGAGGCCACUUGGAGGUGUCUUGACUGUAGUGAUAACCUCUGCCAGGAAUGCCGGAAAGCCCAUGGGAGGUUCAAGUCCACCAAAGACCAUCAAAUCAUUUCACUGGGAGAUUGGCAGGAAUCAAAGAUCUCUCCAGCAGAACAUAGCAAACCCAUCACCCGAAUGUGUACGAUCCACACUGACCAUCCUCUGUGUUUCUACUGUGACACCUGCAACACCUUAAUCUGCUCAAUGUGUGCCACAUUAGAUCAUCGGUCGGCAGAGCACAAUUUACAAAAGAUUGAUGACACUAUCAGGUCCUUCCGCAGUGAGGUUGAUAACAUACUGCUGAAGUUUGAGAAGUGCAGGCAGCAUUUCAAAUCUACUGAUAAGUCAAUCGAACUUGCACGAAAAAGAUUGCAAAAGAAACUGGCUCAGGCUCGUAGUGAUAUUGAUGCAAAAGCGGAGGCAGAGAUCACUAAAAUCAGAAACAAAGCAAAACUUCUCACCGACAAGGUCGAUGAAAUCGGUCAGCAGAGAGACAGUGAGUACGAAAAGGCGCUCAUGCACAACCGUGACCAGAUGGAACAUGCAGAUCAGACCAUCGCGGCAGUAAAUGACCUGAUGAGUCAAGCUGAUGAUUUCGAGCUGGUGGAGCUCAAGCCGAAGGUAAUGCAUAACUUGGAAUUCCAGAAAGAGCUCAAGUGUGAGCCGGUGAAUCAUGGUCCAGCAUUCAUCGGUGUCAGAUGUCAAGAUGUUGUUAGUGAUGCAGAUCUUGGGGAGGUCUGUGUCACCGAGAAAUGGCAGUUAAAGGAAGAGUUCGGCAAAGAAGGUACUGGUGACGGGGAAUUUCAAGGAGUCAGGGAUGUUGCAUGUUUCACAAACGGGGACAUUGUAGUAACUGACGUAAAUUUGAAACGACUAUCGUUGUUUAGCUCCACUGGUCGAUAUAAAACAUCAGUUGACAAAGGAGAUCUUAAGCAUCAGUUGGAAGCUCCUUUUGGUGUUGCCAUGACCCUUGAUGAUCUGCUUUUUGUCACGGACAAAAAGAAAGUGAAGGUUUUUGACACCGAGCUCCACUUUGUUCGCGAGUUUACACCUUUGGCUGACGAUGUCGAUGGGCUAUCAGAGAGUAACCUCACUGCUAUUGCUGUUGACAGUCAGCGAGUAGCAGUCGCUGACAGGGGGAGAAAGGUCAUCAGUGUCCACAACCUGGACGGAUCGUUGAUUGCAAGCAUCUCAAAUAACAUGGUUAGCAAUUACUUGGCAAUAAGCAAUUUUGGCUGUGGUUUAGUCUUCACAAACUUCGAGGGCCAAAGUUUGUUGUGCGUUAACUUUAAAGGUAAAGAGAUGUUCAGUGUGAAGACAUUAAUGAAUGGCGAAGCUGCUAAGGCAACUGGUGUCCUGUGUGAUGAUGAUGAGACCAUAUAUGUCGCUGUUCAUUCUGGCAAAAGGGGAGACUCUGAAGUGCAGCGUUACGACUCAAAUGGUACAUUUGUAGCAACAGUAGCCAAAGGGCUGUACAAUCCAUUAGAAAUAACAUUCACCCCCGCUGGCGACGUAGUUGUCGCGGUCCGACACUCCGUUAAGAUCUUUGAGCGGAUGUGAUUUGCCUGAUAAUGGCCCCUCCACACUAACUGCUGUAGGCCCCCCUACUUGAUCCUGCUGAGUACUUGAACCGGCGCUAACCUUUAUCCAAUGCUUUGCCAUACAAGGUCCAGCAGAACAUUACUAACACUAAUUGAACCGGGUGAUUUACAUCUGCUACAUUCCUGAAAUUAGAAUAUUUACCAAGAUUGUAAAACCAUUUGAAAUUGAAUUAACUGGUAAAGUUGGUGUGU